AUGCACUGGAUGCGUCAAAUAUCAACAAUACACACCUUUAAGAAAGUAAGACAUACGUUUAAAGAAGACACCACCUUCGCAUUACCUAGUGUAUUAGCGAAUGAGGCUCCAUCGGAAGCUGACAAUCCUCCUCCUAGUGCUUAUUCAGGUAGAUCGAUUGGACCUGUUUCAAAUCCCAUUAUAGCUUAUAAACGUCUAGGCUCCAUCCUACAUCAAAAUAAUGUUCGUAAAGAGUUACGUGCAAAUAGAUAUUAUGAAAAGCCUAAUGUCGCAAGAAGAAGAAAGAAUAUUGAACGAAACCGUAAAUUAUUUGGAGCUAUGGUAGGAAAGAAGGUUGCACUUAUUAUGCAAAUGAAGAAUAGAGGCAUUUAA
Cokeromyces recurvatus is the source of this 372-nucleotide messenger RNA. RefSeq lists its product as uncharacterized. The transcript has 2 exons. Gene Ontology annotation, biological process: translation. Lineage: Eukaryota; Fungi; Mucoromycota; Mucoromycetes; Mucorales; Mucoraceae. Gene Ontology annotation, cellular component: ribosome. The coding region runs from base 1 to 372 and encodes 123 amino acids. The record is from RefSeq and is a predicted model, not a curated record. Gene Ontology annotation, molecular function: structural constituent of ribosome.